AUGCUACGUGUAGCAGGGAGGAGGCUUUUCUCUGUUUCGCAGAGAUCUACGACUGCGACCUCCUUCGUUCUGUCCCGAGACCAUACCCUAUCCGAUGGCGGCGACUCCUCGACCGCCCCUAGAUCUGUCCCUUCUGCAGAUCUUACGUGUAUCAAUUCUCACUACCAGAGCCUUAUGAGAGGUUUCUCCUCUCAAGUGCUUGCUCAGGGAAACGAGGUUGGUUUUGGUUCGGAACUACCAGCCACUGUUGAAGCGGUCAAGACACCUAACUCGAAGAUUGUGUAUGAUGACCAUAACCAUGAGCGUUACCCACCUGGUGACCCUAGCAAGCGUGCAUUCGCCUACUUUGUCUUGUCGGGUGGGAGGUUUGUUUACGCCUCUGUUCUCCGACUUCUUGUUCUGAAGCUCAUUGUUAGUAUGUCAGCAAGUAAAGAUGUCCUUGCCCUUGCGUCCCUCGAGGUUGACCUCGGAAGCAUCGAGCCAGGAACCACUGUUACAGUCAAGUGGCGUGGAAAGCCCGUCUUCAUCAGGAGAAGAACGGAAGAUGACAUCAAGCUGGCUAACAGUGUUGAUGUUGGAUCUCUGAGAGACCCACAAGAAGACUCGGUCAGGGUCAAGAAUCCAGAAUGGCUAGUUGUGGUUGGAGUCUGCACUCAUUUGGGAUGCAUCCCCUUGCCUAAUGCUGGUGAUUACGGUGGUUGGUUUUGUCCGUGUCAUGGUUCGCAUUACGACAUCUCAGGAAGGAUUAGGAAAGGUCCUGCACCAUACAACCUAGAAGUACCUACCUACAGCUUCUUGGAAGAGAACAAGUUACUCAUUGGUUGA
Molecule: messenger RNA, 825 nt
Organism: Microthlaspi erraticum
Lineage: Eukaryota; Viridiplantae; Streptophyta; Magnoliopsida; Brassicales; Brassicaceae
Source: the annotation of a GenBank genome assembly